AUGACCUUCCUCCAAGGCCAGUGUGAUGAUGACUGCUAUUCUCCCUGCAAUUACGGGAGCCUGUAUAGUUACCGGAGCUAUGACUGUGGGAGCCCCUGUGGCUACCGGGGCUAUGGGGGCCUCUAUGGCUACCGGGGCCUCUACAGCCUUGGGGACCGGUACGGCUAUGGUGGUCUGUAUGGUUACCGGGGCAUUUAUGGCUCUGGGGACUCCUAUGGCUAUGGGGGUCUCUAUGGCGGCUAUAGGGGCUUCUAUGGCUCUGGGGACUGCUAUGGCUGCCCAGGCUUUUACUCUGGCCGCUAUGGCUACCCCUUCAGUUCACGAUACGGCCAAAGGUUCGGCUAUGGGAGCUGCUACCCCUGCUAA
Messenger RNA from Harpia harpyja (harpy eagle), 366 nucleotides. Its product is annotated as scale keratin-like. Lineage: Eukaryota; Metazoa; Chordata; Aves; Accipitriformes; Accipitridae. The coding region runs from base 1 to 366 and encodes 121 amino acids. The record is from RefSeq and is a predicted model, not a curated record. The transcript has a single exon.